Dreissena polymorpha is the source of this 1356-nucleotide messenger RNA. RefSeq lists its product as uncharacterized. Bases 145 to 1104 code for a protein of 319 amino acids. The record is from RefSeq and is a predicted model, not a curated record. Gene Ontology annotation, molecular function: 3'-5' DNA helicase activity; four-way junction helicase activity. The transcript is spliced from 5 exons. NCBI's taxonomy places the organism in Eukaryota, Metazoa, Mollusca, Bivalvia, Myida, Dreissenidae. Gene Ontology annotation, cellular component: nucleus; cytoplasm; chromosome. Gene Ontology annotation, biological process: double-strand break repair via homologous recombination.
UUAUAUCAAGAAUCUAAAUUUAUAUUAUUGGUUUCCAUUUUAUGUCUUUCUAUUUUAACAUAUUUAGAUAACAUUUGUUCUUAUUCUUGUUCAUUACUUGGGUGAACAGCAUUUCCUUUGGUCGUAUCACCACUUAUAAGCCUUAUGAAAGAUCAGGCGAGCCAACUACAAGAAUCGGGUAUUAAAUGCUGGCUGUCUUGUGAUGAUUGUCUUCCUGUUAAAGAUCUAACUCAUGCCGACGUAAGCAAGGUCUAUGUGACUCCAGAGGCUCUGAAGCAGACACAAUGGCGAAGACUUUUGUGUUACCCGAUGUUUCAGACACGCUUGUGCUUUUUUGCGGUCGAUGAAGCGCAUUGUGUGUCCGACUGGGGAUAUGAGUUCCGCCCAGAAUUUAGAGACUUGUCAGAAAUUCAAAGUGUGGUUGAUGUUCCGUUGCUAGCAAUAACGGCUACGGGCACAGAGCGGGUUCGAGAAGACAUUGUUAAAUACCUGCAGAUUUCUGAUAAUGCAUUCAGCAUCGCUAUUGUACCUGACAGACCUAACAUAACCCUCGUUGUGAAAAGUACGGGUUCAGAGCGCUACGAGGAGGAAUUGCAGUGGCUCCUUGACUAUGCACGUGUGCACAUUGACAACGAAUCAAUGGCUAAAACCAUUAUCUUCUGCAGAUCAUACAGGAUGGUAUAUGGCGUUUGGUCUUGGUUGUUAGAUGCCAUUGGGCUGAAGGUCUAUGCAGAGGAAAAACAUACUGUGAAAGGCAGAAGAGUGGAGAUGUUCACUGCAUCCACAACGGAAAAGGACAAGAACCGCAUACUGGACAACUUUAAAAAUGGAAGAACAAGGAUCAUCGUUUCAACAGUUGCGUUUGGGAUGGGUGUUAACAUCCCCAACGUCAGUUUGGUUGUUCACUGGGGAGCACCCAAAUCCUUUCUUACUUACUGGCAGGAGGUAGGACGUGCAGGUCGAGAGGAGAAACAGGCAUUGGCCGUGCUUAUCCCCUACAAACGGAGCUGCCUAAAAUCCAUGUGCGUUGAUGACUUCACAAUCAUUAACAACUACUGUAUAUGUCAAGAACAGGACACACACAGCUUUGCUUACAAAGGAUAAGGACAAGUCGUCUAUCCCCGUCCAUGAUUCUUGUGAGAACACAUGUGAUGUGUGCGUGCGUAAACAGUGUUUGUGCUGUAGUGUGUGCUACGAACAAUGCCUUUGUCCAGGAAAAGCAGACCAGAUAAAAAAAAUCCUCAGUGAGCAUUAGUGUCAGUAUCGUUGCUGCUGUUGUUGUAACUAUUAUACGAAACAUUUUCUAAUUAAUGUUUACGUUGUAAAUCAUUAAUCAUAGUAUUGUAAAUGGAAGGU